Messenger RNA from Vitis riparia (riverbank grape), 1772 nucleotides. Its product is annotated as transcription elongation factor TFIIS. The transcript has 2 exons. Gene Ontology annotation, biological process: transcription elongation by RNA polymerase II; DNA-templated transcription. The record is from RefSeq and is a predicted model, not a curated record. NCBI's taxonomy places the organism in Eukaryota, Viridiplantae, Streptophyta, Magnoliopsida, Vitales, Vitaceae. Gene Ontology annotation, molecular function: zinc ion binding; nucleic acid binding. Gene Ontology annotation, cellular component: nucleus. Bases 213 to 1316 code for a protein of 367 amino acids.
CCUUUCACAAACGAUUAGUAGGUCUACAAAACAGGGGUGAAAAACACAGUUUCUGUACUACCUGGAGGCAAAAUAUCAAACUCCGGUCUCAUAUCACGAUGAUUCAGCUCUCUGCCGUAGAUCCACACGAAGUUCUCCAAUAAAUUACUUGAAUUUGUCGGAUCGCCCGAGGUUUCAUCCAUAUAAUUCGUCUUUUUUCUCGGAUCAGAUCGAUGGAGAGAGAGUUGGUGGAAUUGUUCGAAUCGGCGAAGAAAGCGGCGGAUGCUGCCGCCACCGACGGAGUUUCGUCGAAUGGACCGGAGGUGGGCCGGUGCGUGGAUGCGUUGAAGCAGCUGAAGAGUUUUCCGGUGACGUAUGAGGCUCUUGCAUCGACGCAGGUAGGGAAACGGCUUCGACAUCUCACAAAACACCCUAAGGGGAAGAUCCAGAGUCUGGCUUCUGACUUGCUUGAGAUGUGGAAAAAGGUAGUCAUUGAUGAAACAAGAAAUAAGAAAAAUGGUGGCCUUGAUAAUAACGGUUCAGCAAAGGCCGAGGUUUCAAAGACAGAGACAGUCAAAGUUGAGAUGGCUCAUAAGGCAGGAGGGGUAAAGGUUGAGAAGGUUUCAAAGGCUGAAACUGUCAAGAUUGAGAAAUUUGAUAGAGGCAGUUCAACAAAGCCUGGUAGUGUUUCUAGGACAGAAACUAUCAAGGUUGAGAAAAGGGUUGAAAAUGUGGAUGAAAGGAAACAAUCUUCCAGUGUGAAGAAACCACCACAAGCAUCUAAUGGUCCUCCUAAGCUCACUGCAAUGAUCAAAUGCAAUGAUGCCUUGCGUGACAAAGUUCGGGAGCUUCUUGCAGAAGCUCUGUCCAAAGUUGCUAGCGAGGCUGAUGAGGACAUAAAGGAUGAGGUAAAUGCAUGUGAUCCAAUUCGAGUUGCUGUCUCAGUAGAAUCUGUAAUGUUUGAGAAGAUGGGUCGAUCCAAUGGGACCCAGAAGUUUAAGUACAGAUCCAUAAUGUUCAACAUCAAGGAUCCAAACAACCCAGAUUUAAGGAGAAAAGUUCUUCUCGGAGAGGUGAAGCCAGACAGGCUUAUCAAUAUGAGCCCAGAAGAAAUGGCCAGUAAUCAGAGGCAACGUGAAAAUAGCCAAAUCAAAGAGAAAGCUUUAUUUGAUUGUGAGCGUGGUGGCCCACCAAAGGCCACAACUGAUCAGUUCAAGUGUGGUCGCUGUGGUCAGCGCAAGACCACUUAUUAUCAACUGCAGACGCGGAGUGCAGAUGAACCAAUGACAACCUUUGUAACAUGUGUAAACUGCAACAACCAUUGGAAGUUCUGUUAGUGAGGUUGCCAUUUAUGCUGGAUAACUGAUCAGCUGUGAAGCUCCAUCCCUCUUUAUAAUCAUUCAUCAUUGGUGCCUGUGGUCUUUGAUAUCUUCCGAAGACAGUGGUCCUUCAGGUGCAUAUUUAUGUUUUUGUAGGAUAAUUUGUUAAAUGGAUAAUCAGGCAUGUGAUGAGGGGGUUUAGAUAUAGAAUCUAUGCCUAGUCCUAACAAAUUUAGAUUGAUUUUCAUUGAAUCAACACAUUUUUAAUCUUGUGUCAGCUUGUACAAGCGAUGCCAAACUUGUUCCAUGUGGAAUCCAUUAAAUCUGUUUUCUACUUGGUAGAUGUCUUUAAAUUAGGAGUGAAGCCUUUCUCUGAUUUCAAGUUGAAGUUAUGAUUAUGAACUCAAAGUUGGUCCAAAAUUCAUCAUGUUGCUGUUAUUGUUGGUUUAUUGUUUUAAAUGUUUGCAUAUUCAA